Cololabis saira (Pacific saury) is the source of this 2369-nucleotide messenger RNA. RefSeq names its product frizzled class receptor 2 (gene fzd2). Gene Ontology annotation, molecular function: Wnt receptor activity; Wnt-protein binding. Gene Ontology annotation, cellular component: plasma membrane. The coding region runs from base 166 to 1788 and encodes 540 amino acids. NCBI's taxonomy places the organism in Eukaryota, Metazoa, Chordata, Actinopteri, Beloniformes, Belonidae. The transcript has a single exon. The record is from RefSeq and is a predicted model, not a curated record. Gene Ontology annotation, biological process: non-canonical Wnt signaling pathway; canonical Wnt signaling pathway.
AGUGAGCCAGGAGCGUGAACGCAUUCACUGGGAUUACAGAGAGCCGCGUUCAGGUCUCCACUGACUGAUAGUAAACUCAGAUUGACGAUCGGCCCAUGAAACUGACGAGAACCAACUUGCUGAGUGAGUUUACAGAAAGUUGAUCGAGUUUUAAACUUUGGAAGGAUGACUUUUUGGGCUUGGUGUCUUGCGCUCCUGCCACCUCUGCUGAUAUCAGCGCAGUAUCAGGGAGACAAUGGAAUGAUGAUCCCGGAGCACGGAUUUUGUCAGCCGAUUUCAAUCCCCCUGUGCACGGACAUCGCCUACAACCAAACCAUCAUGCCCAACUUAGUGGGCCAUCACAACCAGGAGGACGCAGGACUCGAGGUGCACCAGUUUUACCCUCUUGUGAAGGUACAGUGCUCGCCAGAGUUGAAAUUCUUCCUGUGCUCCAUGUAUGCGCCCGUGUGCACGGUGCUGGAGAAGGCCAUCCCCCCCUGCAGGUCGAUCUGCGAGAGGGCCAAGCAGGGCUGCGAGGCUCUCAUGAACAAGUUUGGCUUCCAGUGGCCCGAGAGACUGCGCUGCGAGAAUUUCCCCGUGCAUGGAGACGGACAGAUCUGCGUGGGCCAGAACGACUCCUCCACCGCCACCGUCCCCCCCCUGAUGCCCGUGCCAGGGACCCAGGAUGUAUCCGUGGUCAGGCCAUUCCGGUGCCCCUCGGUGCUCAAAGUCCCCCCAUAUUUAAACUAUAAUUUUUUGGACGAGAAGGACUGUGCAGCUCCCUGUGAGCCAGCAAGGAAUGGUGGAAGCAUGUUUUUCAGUAGGAAAGAGAUUCAGUUCUCCCGCAUCUGGAUUCUGGUCUGGUCUGUGCUCUGCUGUGCAUCCACAUUAUUUACAGUAACCACUUACUUAGUUGAUAUGCAACGCUUCAGAUACCCAGAGCGGCCCAUUAUCUUCUUGUCUGGCUGCUACACUAUGGUUUCCAUAGCGUACAUAGCCGGGUACUUCCUGGGGGACAGGGUGGUGUGUAAUGACGGCUUCAGCCUCGAUGGAUAUAAGACCAUUGUCCAAGGCACCAAAAAGGAAGGUUGCACCAUCCUCUUCAUGAUGCUCUAUUUCUUCAGCAUGGCCAGCUCCAUCUGGUGGGUCAUCUUAUCCCUCACUUGGUUCCUGGCGGCAGGCAUGAAGUGGGGCCACGAGGCCAUCGAGGCCAACUCUCAGUAUUUCCACUUGGCCGCCUGGGCAGUUCCAGCUGUGAAGACCAUCAGCGUCCUGGCCAUCGGUCAGAUCGAAGGCGACGUGCUCAGCGGCGUCUGCUUCGUGAGUCUCAGCAACCUGGACCCUCUGCGGGGCUUUGUGUUGGCCCCUCUCUUCAUCUACCUUUUCAUUGGCACCUCGUUCCUGCUGGCCGGCUUCGUGUCGCUGUUCAGAAUCCGCACCAUCAUGAAACACGACGGCACCAAGACGGAAAAGCUUGAGCAACUGAUGGUGCGGAUUGGGGUGUUUAGCGUCCUAUACACGGUCCCCGCCACGAUUGUCAUCGCCUGCUUCUUCUACGAGCAGGCCUUCCGCCCCCACUGGGAGCGCAGCUGGGUCACCCACAACUGCAGGAGCUUGGCCAUCCCGUGUCCCAUGCAGGCCGGACCCCACAUGACCCCGGACUUCACCGUCUACAUGAUCAAAUAUCUGAUGACACUGAUCGUAGGAAUCACAUCCGGGUUCUGGAUCUGGUCUGGGAAGACUCUGCACUCCUGGCACAAGUUCUACACGAGGCUGACAAACGGCAAACACGGAGAGACCACAGUGUAGAACCAAGUGACACUGAAACGUGCUGGAAUUCGUGGUUUUAAUUAUCGGACCCUCAUGUGAAACAUUAGUAACACAUCAGUAGAGAUUACUUUUUACAAUAUUCCUAUUUACUUCAAUGUUAUAGUCAGAGACGAAUGCAAACUGAGGGGGAGGACAUUAAGACAAGCUGGAUUUACAUGGACUAAAUGUGACUUAAAAAAGAAAAAAUAACAGCGCUGAAAUUCUCUUGUCGAUCUCUUCUGGAUUUUUUCUGUGAACAUCCAUGAACUCCAGAACAUCGUGGAUCCAGCAGCUCAGAACAUGGAGCAACUUAUUCUGUAUAAAUGUUUCAUGUACAUUUUAAUGAAACUGUAAAUAGUAUCUGUAAAAACAACAAAAUAUAUAUUUGUAUUUAAAAACGGUCAGUAUAUUUCUUUAUUUGCCAGUGGACCUAGUCUACGGAGGCAAUACCUGGUGAUUUUUUUUAAUAACAGCAAAUACACUUCAGUCCUUUUGGAUGACACUCAGUGUGUGUGCGUAUAUAUAUAUAUAUAUAUAUAUAUAUAUAUAUAUAUAUAUAUAUAUAUAUAUAUAUAUAAAUA